Messenger RNA from Gloeophyllum trabeum ATCC 11539, 1047 nucleotides. Its product is annotated as terpenoid synthase. The transcript is spliced from 3 exons. The record is from RefSeq and is a predicted model, not a curated record. NCBI's taxonomy places the organism in Eukaryota, Fungi, Basidiomycota, Agaricomycetes, Gloeophyllales, Gloeophyllaceae. Bases 1 to 1047 code for a protein of 348 amino acids.
AUGCAUUUGUCUUGUAUACCUCGCCGUUCGCGAUGCCUUUCGACGGCGGAUAGUCCUCCGGCUAAGAUCGUUCUACCGGACUUGGUCUCUCAUUGCGACUUUCCACUUCGAACCAAUGUCCAUUGCGCGAGAGCAUCCAAGGAAUCCGAGGAGUGGUUUCUACAAAAUGCGAACCUGAAUAAGCACAGACGUGCAGACUUCCUUGCUCUCAAGGCGGGCGAACUGACGUCCAUGUGCUACCCGUACGCGCCGUAUCACGAACUACGCGUUUGCUGCGACUUCAUGAAUUAUCUAUUCCACCUUGACGAUCUAAUGGAUGACAUGAAGAAAUCAAGUACAUGGUCUCUACGAGAUGAAGUGAUCGGCGUCCUUCGUGACCCGGAUGGGUACCGCCCGCAAUCUCGAGUUGGUAAGAUGACUCGAGAUUUCUGGACUCGACUCGCCACUACGUCGACAUUCGGUGUCGAGAGUCGUUUCAUCAAGACUUUUGAUGCGUUCUUCAGCGCUGUCAGUCAACAGGCGUACGAUCGACAAGAAGGUCAUAUCCCUGACCUGGAGUCCUACAUUGCGAUGCGGCGCGACACUAGCGGUUGCAGACCGUGUUGGGCACUCAUAGAAUAUGCGUAUGACCUCGCCAUACCGGACGAGGUCAUGGAACAUCCAAUUCUGUGCAGUUUGGGUGACGCUGCCAAUGACUUGGUCACCUGGUCCAACGAUAUAUUUUCCUACAACAACGAGCAAGCUCGCGGCGAUACACACAACAUGAUCGUCGUCGUCAUGAAGCAGAAGCACCUUUCGCUGCAGAGCGCCGUGGACUUCGUCGGUUCCAUGUGCAAAGAUUCCAUCGACCGAUUCGUGGAGGAUCGGGCCAACUUGCCCUCAUGGGGUCCCGGCAUAGACGACGCUGUGGCUCGUUACGUGCAGGGCUUGGCUGAUUGGAUCGUGGGGAGCUUGCACUGGUCUUUCGACUCUGGUCGGUACUUCGGUGACAAGGGAAAGGAUGUUAAAAUGUCGCGCGUGGUCGAGCUACUCCCUCGCUCGCGCUAG